Messenger RNA from Bombus impatiens (common eastern bumble bee), 3008 nucleotides. RefSeq names its product V-type proton ATPase subunit C (gene Vha44). Gene Ontology annotation, cellular component: lysosomal membrane; vacuolar proton-transporting V-type ATPase, V1 domain. Gene Ontology annotation, molecular function: proton-transporting ATPase activity, rotational mechanism. The record is from RefSeq and is a predicted model, not a curated record. NCBI's taxonomy places the organism in Eukaryota, Metazoa, Arthropoda, Insecta, Hymenoptera, Apidae. Bases 292 to 2037 code for a protein of 581 amino acids. Gene Ontology annotation, biological process: proton transmembrane transport. The transcript is spliced from 9 exons.
AUUCUUGCACUUAGUAUAUGUCACGUGGAAAGCGCGCCUAAUUACAUAAUAUAAUACCACAGUGAAAGAAAUAUGUUGUGCCACACCCCCUUUUUUUAUUUCAUUUUUCAAAGCUUUGCAAAUGUUUCAAUUGUUUAGAAUUCUGAAUUUUGCACCACCAUUUAUUUAUACACGAAUAAGUAACGAAUCCAUGGACAAUACUCGUAGAAUUAUAAUGUUAAUUUGAUAGAUUAGCUACGUUUGAUAGACAAACAGACAUACUAAGUCAUCUACAUUGGAACAUUAUCCAAAAUGACAGAAUAUUGGUUAAUAUCCGCACCUGGAGAUAAAACAUGUCAACAGACAUGGGAAACCAUGAACAAUUUGACAUCAAAACAACAUUCUUUGUCAGUCAACUACAAAUUUCAUAUCCCAGAUUUAAAGGUGGGAACAUUGGACCAAUUGGUUGGCUUAUCAGAUGAUCUAGGAAAACUUGAUGCUUAUGUUGAACAAGUAACACGCAAGGUGGCAACAUACCUAGGAGAAGUUUUAGAAGAUCAGAGAGACAAGCUACAUGAAAAUCUUUUGGCUAACAAUAGUCAAACGUCAGUGGAUGGGGAGAGCUCGAGCCCCGAAGGGGGUCCGGACACCCCGCCAAACACCCCCGUCACCCCAUCACACAAGUCUUCAAAGGAGCAUCACAAGCAGUGGAAGGAAUCGGAGAAAUGUGAACCAGAACCAGCCGCCUGUUUAGGUCAGCAUCAUCACCAGCGUCAUCAUCAUCACGAGCAUCAUCAUAGUCAUAAACAUCACAAUCAUCCUUCCGAAACCGAAAAGAAAUCAUCAUAUAGUCCCCAAGGCAUCUGUGAUGUCAGAUCAUCAAAUGAUCCUUUAUCAGCAUAUUCAUGCUACCAUGCGCAUUGGUGCGCUGCUUCUACCUCUUCCACACCUAUUCCUAGUCCUACUCCCACGAGUCCGAGUCUUUCCCUUUCAUCAAACUGUAGCAGUGAAGGAGAGACCAGAUGGCAGUCGGCGACACGUCAUCGGACUACUGAGAAAGCAGAUCGAUCUACCUCCAAUCGCAAAUCGCUCGGCAAUGACGACGACGAAGACGAUGCGGACCAAAACAACGACCAAGACCAAGACCAAGACCAUAGCGGCAAUUUGCCCAAUCCAGGUGAUCUACCAUCAUAUAUAACUCGAUUCCAGUGGGAUAUGGCAAAGUAUCCUAUCAAGCAAUCAUUGAGAAAUAUUGCUGACAUUAUCAGUAAACAAGUGGGUCAAAUUGAUGCUGAUCUUAAAACUAAAUCUACAACAUAUAAUAAUUUGAAAGGAAGUUUACAAAAUCUUGAAAAGAAGCAAACAGGAAGCUUAUUAACAAGAAAUUUGGCAGAUUUAGUGAAGAAGGAACACUUUAUCUUGGAUAGCGAAUAUUUAACUACUUUGCUUGUAAUCGUCCCAAGAGCAAAUUUCCAGGAGUGGCAUAGUGGAUAUGAAAAAUUAACAAAAAUGAUAGUACCACGUACCACACAACUCAUCGCUCAAGAUGUUGAGUAUGGAUUAUUUACUGUUACUUUGUUUAAAAAAGUUAUCGAUGAAUUUAAAUUACACGCACGUGAAAAGAAGUUCAUUGUUCGUGAUUUUACAUAUAAUGAAGAGGAAUUAGCAGCAGGAAAAAAUGAGAUAACAAAAUUGGUAACAGAUAAAAAGAAACAAUUUGGGCCUCUUGUACGUUGGUUAAAAGUUAACUUUAGUGAGUGUUUUUGUGCAUGGAUUCAUGUUAAAGCUUUGCGCGUAUUUGUAGAAUCUGUCCUAAGGUAUGGAUUACCUGUAAAUUUUCAAGCGAUAUUAUUACAUCCUCAUAAAAAAUGUGCGAGGCGUUUACGUGAUGUUCUGAACCAGCAUUACGCUCAUUUAGAUUCCUCUGCUACAACAUCGUCUGGUGCACAAGGAAAUCAAGAUAGCGUGGAUAUACCAGGGUUAGGUUUUGGCCAAAAUGACUAUUUCCCUUAUGUGUAUUAUAAAAUCAACGUAGAUAUGGUUGACAAUAAGGUCUAAUUAUUGAAGUGAUGAGUCUAUUUUCUUAUAUUUUAAAUAUCCUUUCAUUUACAUAAAACAUACUUCCAUAUCUCCAGGUACUUAAAGCAGGUGCGUACAAAGUAGUUUAUAUGAACUAUGAUCAUUUCUGUUUACAUGAACUACAAUAUAUUGCAUUUUUUAAAACUUUGCUACGAUCUUGAUUUUCAAUGUAAAUGUAAUUAUUAUUGAUUCACUUCCAGGAGUAUAUCAAAUAUUUACUCAAAACUGAUAUUUUUAUAGUACAUCAAAAUGCCUGGAGAGAUGUAUGUACUUUGAUAUUAGCUUAAUAUAAACUAUGCAUAAUAGAAUGCACAAUCAUUUGUAUAAAUUUUAGCAGACGAAUUUGAAUACAUCUUUCAAAUUUUCUUUUUUUUUUUUAAACAGGCUAUAUUUGAUUGAACAAAAUACAUUAGUACAAAUGAGAUUCAUAAUAUGAUUAUAUACUUUAAAUUUGCAGCUUUAAACAAAAUUGAAUAUAUUAAAUAUUAACAACCAUAAUAAUCACAUUCUGCGUAAAAUGCCUGUAUAAAUGUACCAAAAUUCUCACAAUUAAAUAUAGCACAACCUAUUUUAUAUAGUACUACAUGAAGAGCAAAAAAUAUAUUGUGCCAGAAUAGAAAUUCUGCAAUGUAGAAUUGUAUUAUGUUAUGUAUUGCUUAUAAAAUUAAGACCAUUGUGAAUAUUGUUAUAAAGAAGAAAGUGCAUCUUGUUACAAGACAUAUGUCAUAAUAUCUGUUUUGAUUCAAAUGCUUUUACCAUGUUCAUUCAAUAGGUCUUCAUAAUGCAUAUUGUAUUAUGCGACAACUAGUAAAAUAAGUGUUAUUGAAGUGUUAAGAUACUGUAAAUUUAUUUCACUAAUAUUAAAAACUAAUGUUUUAACAAUGCAGAGUGUACCAGAUACAUGCCAAUGUAUCAAUGUUACUUAUUAAAAACUAUAAAACUGCAAAACA